Temnothorax curvispinosus is the source of this 3188-nucleotide messenger RNA. Its product is annotated as protein FAN-like. NCBI's taxonomy places the organism in Eukaryota, Metazoa, Arthropoda, Insecta, Hymenoptera, Formicidae. Gene Ontology annotation, molecular function: protein binding. The transcript is spliced from 16 exons. The record is from RefSeq and is a predicted model, not a curated record. Bases 71 to 2761 code for a protein of 896 amino acids.
CGUGCAUACCAGCAGUUUAUUAUGUAUUAAUUAUUGUAUUGUAAUAUAUGCAUUGUUUACUCGUAUAACGAUGGAGAAGGAGAGAUUUACAAUGCUUCUUUUGGAACCGGGAGAAAUAUUUUUUGAAGAUUACAGCGUUCGGAUGAGAAGGCUAGAGACUCCAUUUUCCAAAGAUGAAAAGUGGAUGGAUGGGAGAUUAAAAUUAUGUUCCAAAUCUUUAGUAUUUGUAAAUAAAGAUAUUAACCAGCCAUUAAACAAGAUUCAACUCAAAGAAACUAUAUCGAUUGAGCAAUGUACAUUGAACGACGAUAUAGCGAGUAAUAUGCUGUCAAUAGAGUGUAAACAACAUGUGGAAAUGUUGGAGAAAAAUAUAUUAGCGCCAUACAGAUUUAUACAUCAGACUACUAUAUUCCACUUCUGCUUCAAUUAUGCGAAAGUAGAAGAUUGCCUUUCGCAGAUCUUGCAAUUGCAUAGGGCAGCGAGUUUAGUAACUGUAGAACAAAAUGCUAUGAUUAUGGCUAUUGUACACUCUAGACAGUCACGUGUAUCUUUUGAUACAUCAUGGCUUGAGGAUCUAUAUGAACAAGCGGUCUUGGAGACACAGGCAACGAAAGUAUUGCCGCUUGUAAUAAAUCCAGGCAGGGUAUUAUUGACCAACUCGAGAAUCUACUUUCAACCUUAUAAUAAUAUGGAUCAGCAUCCUGUCCUUAAGAUCCAACUGAAAGAUAUACGGAAUAUUAUAAAAAGGAGAUUUUUGUUGCGACAAGUGGGUCUUGAAAUUAAAUGGAUGCGACAAACUGAUGGCAAGAUUGAACAUUUAUUUUUAUCGUUUCAAAAUCAAGAUGGCAGAGACAAGCUAUAUGAAAAUUUACUUUUACAAUCGACGGUUUCUCUCGAGACUGUGCCACAAAAUCAAAUGACAAUGAGAUGGCAAAAUGGAUAUUUAUCGAAUUAUGAUUACAUUUUAUAUGUAAAUAGUUUGGCAGAUAGAACUUUUCAUGAUUUAACACAAUAUCCAGUGUUGCCUUGGAUUAUACAAGACUAUACUUCUGCGACGUUAGAUUUGAAUGAUAUUAAUGUUUAUAGAGAUCUUUCGAAACCUAUUGGCGCAUUAAAUCCUACUCGUCUAGAAAGAUUAAAAGAACGAUAUUCGGAAAUGUCUGAUCCAAAGUUUUUAUAUGGUUCUCAUUAUAGUGCACCAGGUUUUGUACUGUUUUACUUGGUACGAAAAUACCCUCAGUAUAUGCUCUGCCUUCAAAACGGAAGAUUUGAUCAUCCAGAUAGAAUGUUCAACAGUAUAGCCGACGUGUGGAAAAAUGUUUUGGUGAACAUGUCUGACUUUAAAGAACUGAUACCGGAGUUUUAUGACACGAGCACUGGUGGUGACUUUCUAGUGAAUACGUAUGGCAUCGACUUUGGCUAUCGGCACGACGGUACGAAAAUAGGCGAUGUACAGCUACCUCCUUGGGCAAAAGGACCAGCCGAUUUUGUACAACAAUUAAGAAAUGCCUUAGAAAGCGAUUACGUUUCUCAAAAUCUUCAUCAUUGGAUUGACUUAAUUUUUGGAUAUAAACAAAGAGGAGUUGAAGCUGACAAGGCUGACAACGUAUUCUUCCAUUUGUGUUACGAAGGAGCAGUAGAUUUAGAUACUAUACGAGAUAUAAAUGACAGACAUGGGCUCGAGGUGCAAAUUAUGGAGUUUGGUCAGAUACCAAAACAAGUCUUUGCUCUACCUCAUCCCAAACGUUUGACGUCAGCUCCAACGUUAUUAUACAGCGAAACAUUAUUGAAUACCUUGCCAGAAUCAUCAACUUUAGGCAACGCAUGUGUAAAGGAAAAAUCAUUUUAUUUUACCAAACUAAUAGUGUUUCAAGCACACAAAGACGGCGUCACCAGUAUUGUACGAAAAAAUACAACGAGUAAUGAAAUUAUAUCAGUGGGGCAAGACGGAACGCUUAAAUUGUUCAACAUAAGUGAGAAGAAACUGACACGUAGCGUUACCUUGUCUCCAUUGUCACUGUCAUCUUGUAUCUCGUAUUAUACGCUAUCGCAACGUAACAUUCUUGUAGCAGGUUCAUGGGACAAUACCAUGAUAUUUUAUGACAUCGAAUUUGGCAGAGUAAUUGAUGUCCUGCAAGGACACGAAGAUGCAGUGUCGUGUCUAGUGUGGAGUUGUACUCAUCGAGUGAUUAUAUCUGGAUCGUGGGAUUGCACUGCAAAAGUUUGGCAUGAAUACACUUCUGGGUCAAAAAUUAAACCAGCGGAGUGUUUCAUCGCGCAAUUAGAUCAUGACUCUAAAGUAACUUGUAUUAAUAUAUCGAGAGACGACAGUAUGUUGAUAUCUGGUACAGAAGAUGGCGAAUUGUGUUUAUGGAGCAUGAAUAAUUACAAUUUACAAUCUACUAUUAAAGGUCAUACAUGCAGAGUAAACGCGAUAACGUUCGAUAAACAAUGCAGCAGCAUAAUAUCAUGUGCAGAAGACAAAGUAUUAAAUAUUAUCGAUGUUCGAACAAGUACACAGAUAUAUUCCGUCAAUUUAGAAAGCGAACCAUUAACAUUAACGUGGAUGGGAACGUUUUUGCUGAUAGGUGAUAACGACGGAGAUCUUAAUGUAUGGAAUCAUCAGGGAGCUGUAUUCAUUCCGCAAAUACAUUGUCAUGAUGGACCGCUUUGCGCUUUAGCUGUAGCCGCUGAUAAUAAUUUAAUGAUAACAGGCGGAAAAGACAGAAAAGUCAUCGUAUGGGAAUGUCAUACGCACUGACACAGUAUUACAAAUGCGUACUAUCAAUGUACAGGAAAGAUUUUAUGUAAAUAGAAUUUAGACCUAACACAAUAUUUUUAUUACUUGUUUGUUAUAUAGAAUAGGAUACUAAAAUCUGUACAUAACAUAAAAUGGCACAUUUAGAGAGUGAUCCGGAAAAAAGUGUCAAAAGAUUUAGAAGCAUAUAGUGCUUGUAAAAAGAAAAUAUCCGCAAUAGUAAUGCUAUAUACUCGAAAAUUCUUCGAUUCGUUUCAAGUUGCCCCCCGUAUUAGAUUCUUAACAUGUAUCAUGAACAUGUAUUCUGAAUUGCUGAAAUAUGUGUGGUUUAUAUCCGAGGAAAACAAAAGAUUCCUCUUUAAAUUAUACAUUUUAUAACUUCUGGGAUUUCUUCUUUUUUUUUUAUGCAUAAAAUUAUAUUUGUUAUACA